GUUGAGACGUGACAGUAAACGCAACAACUCGCGGCGGAUGGUUUACGAUGAAUUCUCCCAAGGGACCCGUUGCGUCUGAAACGACAGCUCACGAAAAAUCGGACUCGGAGAGCGAGGAAAGUCACAAGCCGAAAGGUGUGACCGCUGACAUGGGACAUAAAGUGAAGAAGCACUACCUUCCGUUUAGCGUUGAAUCGCUGAUGGCGAAAUCAAGCUGUCAGGUGACGUGCUCUCCGGUUCUUCCGCAGCCUUUCCCGCUGGGACAGCAGGACUUUGUUGGGACUUACUUUGUGGACAAAACUAAAGUUUCUGUGGACAGUUUGUCAACGCUUUCGUACAGUCUAAACGACGAAAGUGAAGAAUUAAGCGAUAAGGAACAGAGCACUUGGUUGAACUCAUCUUUUACAUCUCAUCCUCGUCACUCGAGCCCACUGUCGUGCCCCUUACGCAAGCACAAGACGAACAGAAAGCCGCGCACACCCUUCAGCACCUCGCAGCUGCUCUCACUGGAGCGCAAGUUCCGACAGAAACAGUACCUCUCCAUCGCCGAACGGGCCGAGUUCUCCAACUCCCUCAACCUCACCGAGACUCAGGUCAAGAUCUGGUUCCAGAACAGGAGGGCGAAGGCCAAGAGACUUCAGGAGGCCGAGCUGGAAAAGUUCAAAUGUGCCUCCAAACCGAUUCUUGCACCGUUCGCGCUGCCCUUUCCUUUGGGAUCUCCAUCAUCUCUGUACGGACCUCCAGCUUCUUUCCCACGGCCCGUGCCGAUGCCAGGACUAUUUAACGGGCCUGUGUCUUAUGGGAUGUAUUAUUUGUCUUAAAAACUUUUAUCUGAUGGCUUCUUCCAAACUCUGAAAGAGUUUUU
Messenger RNA from Myxocyprinus asiaticus (Chinese sucker), 865 nucleotides. RefSeq names its product homeobox protein MSH-B-like. The transcript has 2 exons. Gene Ontology annotation, cellular component: nucleus. Gene Ontology annotation, biological process: embryonic morphogenesis; regulation of transcription by RNA polymerase II. Bases 48 to 821 code for a protein of 257 amino acids. NCBI's taxonomy places the organism in Eukaryota, Metazoa, Chordata, Actinopteri, Cypriniformes, Catostomidae. Gene Ontology annotation, molecular function: RNA polymerase II transcription regulatory region sequence-specific DNA binding; DNA-binding transcription factor activity, RNA polymerase II-specific. The record is from RefSeq and is a predicted model, not a curated record.